Messenger RNA from Peromyscus leucopus (white-footed mouse), 2649 nucleotides. RefSeq names its product leukocyte immunoglobulin-like receptor subfamily A member 6. Lineage: Eukaryota; Metazoa; Chordata; Mammalia; Rodentia; Cricetidae. Gene Ontology annotation, biological process: cytokine-mediated signaling pathway. Gene Ontology annotation, molecular function: inhibitory MHC class I receptor activity. The record is from RefSeq and is a predicted model, not a curated record.
CACAAAAUCUAAAGGACCAGAAAGAGGCAGAAGCCACAUAUUCUGUAGCCCAACCCACCACAACAGUGGCGAAAGAAGCAUCAUGUGUCUGAGAAGAGGAGUUCCUCUUCCUCAAGGGAUACUAUUUUUACAUCUUCAUGACAUGAAGGAGAAGACAGCCUUCAUAACCCAUAAACUUUGUUUAUUUCCAUUUGGCAAAGGGACCAACUCUCUGCAAACUUGUGGCAAUUGGAAGAUGCCAUGACAACUUUUCUCACAUCCCUGCUGUGUGUUGCACUGAGUCAUCUGGUCCUCUGGAUCCCGGCAUUGGCAGGGGUCUUCUCUAAACCUAUACUCCCAGCACUUUCAAGAAAUGUGGUAAUGACUGGAAACCAAGUGAUAUUCUUGUGUCAAGGACCCUUAGAGGCCAAGGAAUACCGUCUCUGCAAAAAAGGAAGUCCAGAUUGCUUGGUACCAACAACCCUAAUAGAAACCAAUAACAUGGCCAAAUUCUCUAUCUCAUCAAUUGAAUGGAUCAAUGCAGGCCAAUAUAGGUGUGAAUAUAAAAGCCCCAAUGGCAAAAGAGAACACAGUGACUACCUGGAGCUGGUGGUGACAGGAGUUCACCAGAGCAAUGUGAGCCUGUCAGCUCUUCCCAGCCCAGUGGUGACUGCAGGAGAAAAUGUGACCCUUCAAUGUGUGUCACAUCAUCCAUUUGACAGGUUUAUUCUAAUGAAGGAAGAUGAGAAGUUCUCCCCAGCUUUGCCCUCACAGAAUAUACACCCUGAGCUAUUUGGAGCCCUGUUCACAGUGGGUCCUGUGACCCCAAACCAGAGGUGGAGGUUCACAUGCUAUGGGUAUUACUUGAGCAGCUCCCAGAUGUGGUCAGUUCCCAGUCCUGUCUUAGAGCUUCUGGUCUCAGGGACCCUUCACAAACCCACCAUCUGGGUUCAUCCUGCUUCUGUGAUCACCUCAAGGAGUCCUGUUACCAUCUGGUGUCAGGCAACCCUGAGAGCCCAAAUGUAUGUGAUAUAUAAAGAGGGAAGCCCGGGACCCUGGGACCAACAGGCCCGAAUACUCUAUAACAAUAAGGCAAAACUCACCAUUCCAUCUGUGACACAAGUGCAGGCAGGCCGGUAUCACUGUUACACCUACACCUCUGCGGGAUGGUCACAGCGCAGUGACCCCUUAGAGCUGGUGGUGACAGGAGUCUACAACAAACCCACCCUGUCAGCCAUGCAAAAUCCUGUUGUUAACUUAAGAGGGUCUGUGACCCUCUCUUGUACCUCAAGUCAGAGAUAUGACUGGUUCAUUUUAACUAAGAAUGGUCAGAAGUUCUCCAUCCCUCAGAGCUCAAGAUACACAUACACUGGGAUGUUCCUGGCUGAGUUUCCAGUGGGUCCAGUGACCUCUAGCCAGAGGUGGAGGUUCAGAUGCUAUGGCUAUUACACAAAUAACUCUCAGGUGUGGUCAGAAGGGAGUGACGUCCUGGAGCUCCUGGUCUCAGGGCUGUCAAGGAAGCCCACUUUGAUGACCCCAAAAGUCCCUGUCCUGGCCCCUGGAGAGAACCUGACACUCAAGUGUUCCUCUGAGAUUUAUGACAGAUUUGCUCUGUUCAAAGAGGGGGGAGGUGACCUCACUCAAGUUUAUGUUCACCAGCCCCAGGCUGGACAUUUUCAAGCCACCUUCACCUUAGCCUCAGUGAAUUUCUCCAUUGGUGGUCUAUACAGAUCCCUUGGUGCACAGAGCUUCUCCUCUGAGUGGUCAUCCCCCAGUGACCCUCUAGACAUCAUGAUCACAGGAUACCUCCCUGUCACACCCAAUAUCUCAGUGCAUCCAGGCACUACUGUGUCCUCAGGAGAGAAUGUGACCCUGUUGUGUAAAUCAUCAGUCCCAGUGGACACUUUCUUCCUGCUCAAAGAAGGUGCAGCCCAUCCCUACAUGCAACAAAGAUCAGUGUCUCAAGAUCUACAAUAUGAGGCAGAAUUCUCCAUGAGUGCUGUGACCUCAGCCGUUGGGGGUUCUUACAUAUGCUUUGGUUCUAACAGCUCAUCCCCUUACCUGUUGUCAUAUUCCAGUGUCCCCAUCGAGAUCAUAGUCUCAGUCUCCCAGGAUCACACAGUGGAGAACCUCAUCCGGAUGGGUAUAUCUGCCUUGAUCCUCACAGCUCUUGGGAUUUUGCUGUUUGAGGCUUGCCGCAGCCAGAGAAGGACCCAGAAUUCAUUAUAGAAGUAUAGAGGAGAUACCAGAGUAUGCCUAGUCUGGUGAUCAAGUCUUGGAAAUCAUUUUGAGGAUCUCAAGUGCUUUUAAAGAGAAAAUUCAGUGCUUAAUUUUGUGAAUUACUUGUGAUAAACUAUCCGGCAAGAUAAUGUGUUUUGGUUGCAGGAAAAGACCUAAAUAUUGGGGUAAUCAGCUCUUCUACCACCACAUUAAGACUCUUACCCUGUACUUUGUUGUGCACUUUUGAAGAUUUUCCAUUCCUCUAUUUUAAGUCCAUGAUGUAAGGUAACAUCUAGUGUCACCAAUGAGGUUUACAUUCCCACCUCUGUAUAUAUUUUGCUUUUCCUCAGUCUCAUGUGAUAUUUUCCUUUAUUAUACAUCACCACAUACCACAUUGUGUAUUAUGAGACUAUCUGUCCUGAAGAGAUCUGUAACAUCACACCUAAAUCA